AUGGAUUUAAAGAGUGCGCAGUGUAUUUGGGACACUCUCAACGAUUUGCACAAAAAUGACAAGCAGGCGUACGAAAAAUUUAUGGACAAGCACAUGGGGAAGAUGAAUCAGCAAAAACCAAUUAAACCGAAGUUCUGCUUUUGCAUCGUGACGGAUCUGGAAAAGGUGUCAAUCAAAACAAAGAGCAGCGAGCACAAAGAGAAGAUGUGUGAUUACUAUGUGUAUGUAUAUCACAGUAGCAAAAUGAAAGAGCCAAGGUUGCCGAAGAAUUUCUCUACCAAUAUGGAAGAAAUAAAUUACGAUGACAUUCCUAUCAGUACGUGUAAAAUAAAAGGAGAAAGCAACAGAGACAUGUACGCAGAAGCUGUUAUCCACACGGAAAUUCAGAAGCAUUUCCACAAUUUAUAUUUUAAAAACAAAAUUAUUCAAACAAUAUUAAGAAUAUUAAAUGAGGCAGAACAAAUGCUCAGGGGAGAUAUACACAUAAAUGGAAACUCCUUCAAAUAUAUCGAAUUGGGAUAUGUCCCGAAGACGAAACAUUUUUUAAAUCCACAAUGUGUGGAUAGUAUAUUACACACAGAACAUUCUACAUCCGUCGACCAAAGUGACAUAAAAUUCUACAACAUGUUAAGUCAAAAACAGUUAAAAAAUAAUGAUAAGAAGGAAGAAGAGAAAAACGAAAUAAAAAUACACGACGCCUCCAGUAAUAUUUUGAAUGAUAUACAGUCUGUCAGGACAACCAAACGGGGGAAAAAUGACAAUGCUCAAGGGGAACGCCUCAUCCCCAGGAAGGUGAAGUCCUAUCACUACACAGUUAUUGACAGAUACCUCCAUAUCAUCGUCACCUUCAACAGCAUUUCAUACGAAGAAUUGGAAGUUUUGAAAAAAGGAAACACCGUCGAGAUUUACGUGUCCAGCAGACCCGAUGAUUGCAUGACUUUGAGCUUUAAGCAAAACUUAAGCGAUAAUAUCAAAGGUUACUUCAAUGAAAAGAGCCUCAAGCUUACCAUCAGCGUGGAGCUUCUAUACUGA
Molecule: messenger RNA, 1032 nt
Organism: Plasmodium knowlesi strain H
Lineage: Eukaryota; Apicomplexa; Aconoidasida; Haemosporida; Plasmodiidae
Product: conserved Plasmodium protein, unknown function
Exons: 5
Coding region: 1-1032 (343 amino acids)
Source: RefSeq, a predicted model, not a curated record